Messenger RNA from Plodia interpunctella (Indianmeal moth), 4091 nucleotides. RefSeq lists its product as uncharacterized. Lineage: Eukaryota; Metazoa; Arthropoda; Insecta; Lepidoptera; Pyralidae. The record is from RefSeq and is a predicted model, not a curated record. Bases 235 to 4032 code for a protein of 1265 amino acids. The transcript is spliced from 21 exons. Gene Ontology annotation, molecular function: 2 iron, 2 sulfur cluster binding; oxidoreductase activity; iron ion binding.
UGGCAAGCAGCGACAAGUAUUUUUCUUUUUUUCUCCAUCAACGUGACUUUCACGAUUGUCUGUAUUGUCCAGUGGUCCAAUGAGGGUCCAACACAGACUCUUCAAUCAACAAAAUUGUUUAGUCGUGUUUCUGUCGCGAGCUCUGCGGUCGGUUGUCCGCUGUGUUUAUUCAAUAUUCGUUGAAUAGUAAACAAGAUUUCAUUUUGUAUAGUUGUGCUGUGAUGCUGUGCCGCUAUGGAUAAAAUAAAUUUUACAGUCAAUGGCGAACAAUACACGUUAUCUGGAACGGAAGUAAGUCCUCGGACGACUCUGAAUGACUACAUCCGUGACUACCUUUGUCUGUAUGGCACCAAAGCGAUGUGCCACGAGGGGGGCUGUGGGGCAUGCAUAGUCUCGGUCGCCCAGGCACACCCACUCACCAAGGAGAAACGAGUCUUCUCUGUCAAUUCUUGUCUGGUCCACGUAUUAUCAUGCCAUCAGUGGGAAAUAACAACCAUUGAAGGGGUGGGUAACAGGAGGGACGGUUACCACGCUGUUCAAAGCCGGCUGGCGGGCUUCAACGGCACCCAGUGCGGGUACUGCACCCCUGGCUGGGUCAUGAGUAUGUACAGUUUGUAUUCGAGUUCGAGGCAGCUGACGAUGAAGCAGCUGGAAGACUCGUUCGGCAGCAACAUGUGUCGCUGCACCGGCUACAGACCCAUCCUAGAUGCCUUUAAGAGCUUCGCCACGGAUGUCGGGGAUGACCUCAGGAAGAAAGUUCAGGACCUGGAAGACCUGGAUCAAUUGAAAUGCAAUAAGAGAUGUGAGAGAAGAUGUAGUGUAGUGAAUGAUGAGUGGUGUCUCAUCGACGACAACCAGGGUUCGCUCAUGGAUGUUGGCGGGAAAAGUCGGUGGUACAAGGCGUACACUAUCAAAGACGUGUUCCAGGUCCUCUCUAAAGAGGGUAUUGACAGUUAUAGACUUAUUUCUGGAAAUACUGGUCAAGGCGUAUUUCCACUGAGCCACGAGCCUCGCAUCCUCAUAGAUAUAUCAUCCAUACCUUCGCUAAAAGAGUCGUUCUCUGAGGGUAACCUGGUGCUGGGAAGUGGUAUGACCCUUACUGACGUUAUGACGCUGUUUGACAAGUGGUCAAAGGAAAACGAGGACUUCCUAUAUUUGAGAGAAUUCUAUGACCACCUGGAUUUAGUCGCUCAUGUACCGGUUAGAAAUAUCGGGACUAUUGGAGGAAACUUGGCAAUAAAGAACUUGCAUCCCGAUUUUCCUUCAGACGUUUUCUUAAUAUUUGAAACGGUCAACGCUGCCAUAACCAUAGUUGAUAGUUCUUUGGUGGAACAUGACAUGAGUUUGAAAGACUUUCUCAAGGUGGACAUUAAAAAUAAAUUAAUAAAACAAGUGAAAAUUCCACCUUUGUCAUUGAGAUCAUUAAUACGGACUUACAAAAUUAUGCCGCGUUCACAAAACGUACACAGCAUAGUCAACGCUGGUUUUCGUUUCAAAGUAGACGACUCCAACAAAGUCGUCCAAGCCUUUAUCGUCUACGGGAAUAUAAGGAGCGCCUUCAUUCGAGCGACCGAGACGGAAGAGGUGAUCAAGAAAACGGAGCUGUUUACCGAGGGCACUCUGCAGAAAGCCUUGAAGGUGUUGAGUGAUGAGCUGACGCCAGAAAACAUACCUCCAGACCCGUCACCUUUUUGCAGGAAGACCAUUGCUUUAGGGCUGUUUUAUAAGGCAAUACUCUCCUUUAGUCCAACACUGAACGCGCGGUACAAGUCGGGAGCCAGCAAGCUGCAACGCCCCUUGUCCCAGGGCUCCCAGAAGUUUGACACGGACAAGGCAUUGUGGCCGCUCAAUAAACCCGUGCCCAAGAUCGAGGCUUUGACACAGUGUUCAGGCGAGGUGUCCUACGUUUGUGAUAUACGUUCACCUCUACGGAGCGUGCACGUUGCCUUAGUAUUAUCUGACGUGUGUGUCGCCGAGAUUGACCGGUUCGACCCCUCUGAAGCUUUGAAAAUGUCAGGCGUGAUCGCAUUUUUCACUGCCAAAGACAUCCCUGGAAAGAACACAUUCACACCCUCCAAGGUGCCAUGGCAGGAAUCGGAAGAGGAAAUUCUUGCCAGCAAGCAUGUAUCUUAUUACGGCCAACCAGUCGCCAUUGUCGCUGCCCUGACGCAUAAAUUAGCAUUGGCUGCCGCUGAGUUGGUGAAGGUUUAUUACAAGAAAAGUGACGCUAAAUUAGUUCUUACUAUACAAGAUGCUUUGGCCUCCCCGGAUAAAGAAAAACGCAUCCGUUCCGAUACAACCAAGAAGCCGACAGGCCGAGGGGACAACGUGAAGCACGUUAUAAAGGGGACUUACAAGAUCCCCUCGCAGUACCACUACACGAUGGAGACACAGUCGUGUCACGUGAGUCCCGUCAGUGGACAAGGGCUGCAAGUGCGCGCGUCCACGCAAUGGAUGGACCUCGUACAUGUGGCUGUCGCCGACAUGUUGGACAUUCAGCAGAACAAAAUAGAGGUGAUAGUACCCCGAGUAGGCGGGGCAUACGGCGGGAAGGCAAGCCGUUCAGCGCUAAUAGCGUGUGCGUGCGCACUGGCCGCGUACAAGCUGAACCGAGCUGCCACGUUGGUGAUGCCGCUGACGCACAACAUGGCCGCCAUCGGCAAGCGGCAGGAAUGCCACGUUGAAUAUGAGGUGGCAGUAAAUGAUGCCGGGGUCAUCCAGUAUUUAGAGCUUAGCUACUACUCAGACUGCGGGUACUCGUUCAACGACAGUGCCGGAGGGGCGAUCGCCGAUGUCAUGGCCAACUUAUACGACAACGCACGAUGGACCAUCAACGGGUACAGUGUACUCACUGACAAGGCUAGCAAUACGUGGUGCAGAGCGCCUGGUACAACAGAAGCUUUCGCAAUAAUGGAACACCUGAUGGAGAGAAUCAGCUAUGUAACAAACAAGGAUCCCAUCGACGUUAGAAUAGGAAAUAUGGCCGCCGAACACGGCAACAUCAAGGAAAUGAUAGAUACACUCAAAUAUGAAUCUCAAUUCGACGCUCGUAGAGCUGAAAUUACGAAAUUCAACGCAGAGAAUGCUUGGAAAAAACGUGGGUUGAAACUCGCAAUUAUGUCUUUCCCGAUCGAGUACUCAUGGAAUUUCCCAGUGACGGUUUCUAUUUACCACGGAGACGGUUCCGUGGCUGUCUCCCAUGGGGGGAUAGAAAUGGGUCAAGGAAUAAAUACUAAAGUGGCCCAAGUAUGUGCAUAUAGCCUUAAAGUGCCAUUAGAAAAAGUUGCAGUGUUCGAAAGCAACAGUUUGGUGUCGCCCAAUUCUAUGGCGAGUAAUGGUAGCAUAACAAGCGACUGUGUUGCACACGCUACGUUGAAGGCGUGUACAGAGUUGCUAAAUAGACUGGAACCAAUCAGGAAUGAGUUAACAGACCCGACAUGGGAAGAAGUCAUCAAAAGAGCAUAUGAAAAGGGCAUAAACCUGCAAUCGAACCACAUGACGUCGCCACUGGAUAACCUGAAAGGCUACAACAUAUGCGGCGUAUGCGCGGCAGAAGUUGAGCUGGACGUGUUGACAGGAACUCAUAUACUGUCCAGGGUGGACUUGCUCGAAGACACAGGUGUCAGUUUGAGUCCUGACGUGGACGUAGGCCAGAUUGAAGGCGCAUUUAUUAUGGGCCUUGGUCUUUGGACAACCGAGGAGUUGGUAUACCAGGCGUCGACGGGCAAGCUUCUGACUGACAGAACUUGGACGUACCACCCGCCUGGAGCCAAGGACAUCCCAGUAGACUUCAGGGUCACGUUCUGUGCCAAUUCUCAGAAUACUGCCGGGGUCUUGCGAUCUAAAGCAACGGGAGAGCCGGCGUUAACGUUGGCGGUGGCGGUGACGCACGCCCUCCACGAGGCCGCUAUGGAGGCGCGGAAAGAAUUUGGAUAUACGGACACAGAUCGGAUACACAUCGAUUCACCAUACAGCGUAGAAAAUAUUUUGAAGGCAAUAUCUCCUAAAAUCGAAAGUUAUAAGCUAAACUAAUUAUAAGGAUACUCUAAGCUCAACAUAGUAUAUAAAUCAGAUUAAAAGAUCGUGAAAUG